CGAUCACACUGAUUUCAUCAAUGGCAACCAAUACUGAUGUUAUCGGAGCCGAUGCCGGCGACCUGGAACUUGAAGCCAUGAGAAAAGAUGACUGUUCUUGGCACCCUUGCCAGGUUCAUUUCAGCCCAGAUGAUGCUUCUCUUGUUAUAAAAUAUGGGAACGACCGUUUCCAAGACACAUUGGUGAGUGAAAAAGAAGCACUGAUGCGAAUUCGUGUUCGUUCUCUUCCUCUCCAAGAUGAUGACUGCAUUCACAUCAAACCAGGUGAGCAUGUUGUUGUCAACCGAAACUCACAACCCGAGGGAGGCUUCUUCGACGCAGAGGUUGAAAAGGUACUAAGGGUAAGACAUUCAAAGAGGAUGCAGUGUAGAUGUACUUUCAUGAUUAGAUGGCUUCACCAAGACCUCAAUGGUGGAAGUUUAACAGUUCCAUCUAUUUCAGUAAUGAGACUGGCUAACAAAAGCAUCAAUAAUCAUCCAACAAUUUCGGCAUUCAUGGAUGAAAUGCUGCUGAUUAACUCUAAUUUCUCCAGUAUGUCUCCAGAGCUGACUGUUGUCAAUGCAAUUGAUCUGGAAUUCCAAGAUUUAUUAGAGAAACAAAUAGAAGGAAUCAGAAACUCAGUUCAUUGUUCCAAGAAGAAAAUUAGAGAUGAGAUUUUGGGGUUAGAAGUUAAUACUGAUGAGCAAGUAGAAGGAACAGAUAUUUCUGUCCCAGAUGUAAGAGAGCCAGAAAUUCAAAAUUCUACUAAGAAGAGUCAUCUGAGGAGGUCAAACUGGAGUAAGGAGGUAUCACGGAGAGUUGACGUAAAAAAUCCGUCAUCCCCUGUGAUCCCGAGUCCAUCAACUGAAGAGCUUCCAGAGAACAGGUCACCUCUCAAUCCUCUAGCUGCUCGUGCAGCUCUUGCUUCAAUGAUGUCAAAGUUGCCUCAAAGCCUUGAAAUUUCCCUUAACGAGGAGGAAAGAAAAGGGUUCACUGAUGAGGAAGAAGAAGUCUUGAAGUCAUCUAUUCUGGCUCGUUACUCUUCCUCUGGGAUUAAUGAUUUCUUUGAUAAAUUAUCCUCGGAAGCAGAAGUUACUACAAAACCAAUUAGAAUUGUGAAGAAGCCACUCUUUUCUGGAAAGAGUAAAGCAGAAGACAGUGAUUUUAGUACAAAUAUCACACAAGUGACACAAGAUAAGAUGAAUCCUGAAAUCAGAACCAGGUUAACUCGUGCUACAGUUAAGAAGGUCAAAGGCAUUCCUGAUGAUGAUAAAAGGAGUAGCUGUGUUAAUGGAAACAAAUCAAGUACUGCAAGUAACAGGAGGUUUACGCGUUCGGCACUUUGCAAAGAGGGAGAACGAGUAACUAUUGGGACUACAAGUGUAGUUGAAAAGCGUAUGUCAACCAGGUGCAAGGAGUAUAUUACUUCUGACCACAAAGUUAAGGCUGAUGGAAGUCAUACAUCAAAAGACAAGAAAACUCUUUUCACCAUGCCAUUGCCUGUUGCUGAGAACGAAUCCAAACCAAAUGCUCGACGGAAAGUCUUUUCGAAAAUGGAAGAAGGAAACAAGGGACCUAAAGGCAUUGAGGGAAAUACUUGCACUGUGGAUACUAAGAAUUCUAGCAAUAUGAGAAGGCUCACACGCUCGAUGCUUAACAAGGAGGCUGCAAAUAUAAAAACAGAAACCACAAAAGAAUCAGGCGGUGAUGAAUUUCCCAUAAAUGAGGUAUUAUCUGAGGGAAUUGAAGGCAUUCUAGAUGUCAAAAUGUUGAAAACAACGAAGGCAAUUAAUUUGCCAUUCUCCACUUAUAUCAGCCUGUCUCCUGCUGAGGGAAAUAAGAAAAGGGCUAUAUCUGGUGGAGCAGACAGCAGUGAAAAAACUGACAGCAAAUUUAUAGAUUCCAAUGUUGAUCUGCUUCGCACUGAGCAAAGGAACAAGAAGAGGAAUACGAUCGGUGGUGCUUCUGCAACCCAAGAUUCGGAAGAGAAUGUCACAAGUGAUGGUGGACACAAUUAUGGUUCUAAGAAGAAAUCCCUCGACUUGAAGAAGCAUAAGGUGCGAUCUUCACCAAGGUUCCUCUCUAAGACUUGAUCACAAAACCAGGCAUAAUCUUGCUUUUUUAUUCCACUUGGUGCAAAUUAUUGCCUCUUUCAUAUCCAUGCAAUUUUCCUAAUGUAAAAGAGGCUAAUCUAGGACCCGUAAUAUAAUAUCAUGGAUUUAUUAGAGCGAGUAUAUGUGAUAAAAGACUGGUUUGGUGAUCAA
Messenger RNA from Cynara cardunculus var. scolymus (artichoke), 2243 nucleotides. RefSeq lists its product as uncharacterized. The transcript has 5 exons. Lineage: Eukaryota; Viridiplantae; Streptophyta; Magnoliopsida; Asterales; Asteraceae. Bases 21 to 2072 code for a protein of 683 amino acids. Gene Ontology annotation, molecular function: chromatin binding. The record is from RefSeq and is a predicted model, not a curated record.